CUUGCAAUAUUACCAUUGCGAGUCACGGUCGCAGUGGUCUAAAAACGUUGUAAAAGUUGCAAGUCGUCUGAAAACGCUAUAAUUUGUAAAGUUUUAAUGUAGCUUCGGGAGGCUACAAAGUGUUAUUAAAAGCGGUUUAUCUAGUAUAAUUGUCGCAGGUUGAAACGUCGUCGAAGAAUUGCAUUUGUAUACAGCAGUCAGUGUGCAGGUGUUGUUGUCUCAUUCGGGCGUAACAUCGAGUUGGGUUGCAGUGCGAGCGAAACAACAACAAACAAGUUACAAGCUUUAUACGCUUUACAAGGUUAGUUGACUGCUUGCACCUGUCAAUUGACCCAAUCUAAUCAUUUUCCGUGGGUGCUUGUAAACAGACGCAAUUCCUUCAUCAGUAAAUGCAAAACUGGAGUUGUUAGACUCCAGCAGCAACGACGACACCAUUCAGUCCACCAACUUGAAUAGAAAAUUAAUCAAAAUUAAAAAAUUUAAGCUGGACGAUAUGAAGGAAAUGGUGGGCGGCUGUUGCGUUUGUUCGGACGAGCGGGGGUGGCCGGAGAACCCGCUCGUCUACUGUGACGGCCAAAACUGUACCGUUGCCGUGCAUCAGGCAUGCUAUGGCAUCGUUACCGUGCCCACUGGACCCUGGUAUUGUCGGAAAUGCGAGUCCCAGGAGCGCACCUCGCGUGUACGCUGCGAGAUAUGCCCCUCACGAGAUGGCGCCCUCAAGAAGACAGACACCAGCGGCUGGGCCCAUGUUGUGUGCGCCCUGUACAUACCCGAGAUUCGGUUUGGCAACGUGACCACCAUGGAGCCCAUUAUACUGACUUUAAUACCGCAAGAACGCUACUCCAAGACCUGCUACAUUUGCUUGGAAAUCGGGAAGCCAAAUCGUGCCAAUGUCGGUGCCUGCAUGCAGUGCAAUAAGGCCAAUUGCAAGCAGCAGUUCCAUGUGACCUGCGCCCAAAGCUUGGGCCUGCUCUGCGAGGAGGCUGGCAACUAUCUGGAUAAUGUUAAGUACUGCGGCUACUGCCAGCAUCACUACAGUAAAUUGAAAAAGGGCGGAAACGUCAAAACUAUACCACCCUACAAACCCGUACAACAUGACACCUCCUCCGAUUCGUGCUCGUCGCCCGAGAAGGAAAUCGAUUCAACCAUGAACUCGGCCUCCACCUCAGCGACUAGCAUCAAAAUAACCAGCAGCACAUUGGCCGCCAGCUCCACAAGCCUGUCAAGCAGUGGCAGCAAUGUCUCAUCCUCAUCCAAGCAGCGCAAAUCAAAUGCCUCCGGUAAAUCAUCGAUGUCAUCGGGCAAUAGCUCCGCAGCAGCAACGGGCCUACCAAAUUCCUCAAGCACCUCCAAUGCUGGCGUUGCGGCAACUCCUUCAACUGCAAGCAGUUUUCUAUCCGGCAGUAGCAGCAGCAACUCCGCUAGCAAUAACAAUAAUGCCAUAAGCAACAGCUUAACGGGCGCUGUCGGCGGCAACGUUGCGGUCACACAUACCUCAAACCCUAGCGGUGGCAGUGCCAGCGGCAGUGGUAAUUCCAUCACAGGCAACACGAUACCUGGAGCCGGCAGCGGCAGCGGCAACAGUGCAAUAGCGCCCAGCAAUUCAAGUACUAAAUCAUCAGCCACCAGCUCGAGCAGCAGCUAUAAAGAUAAGCAUAGUAAAAGCUUGGGCAAACAGUCAGGCUCAGGUUCCAGCAAGGACAGCAAGGAAAAGGAUGGCGGUAGCAAUUCAUCAAACAACAGUUUUACACACUCAUCAGCCUCGUCAUCGUCCUCCUCCUCAUCGUCGUCGCGCGAGAAGUCCUCAAAGUCAUCGAAAAGCAAGGAUAUCGCGAAGGAAGCCACUGUCGUAGCCGCCAGCAGCAGCAGCAGUAUUGCCACAAGCAGCAGCAACAUGCCCAGUGCCAGCAGCAUAACGGCCAGCAGCAGUUCCAGCUCGGCAGCACAUGUAUCUAGUAGCGGCGUGACUGCCGCCUCGAUAAGUGAGCAUAGUAAUCAUGCCCAGAACCUGAGCACGUCUGGCUUGCCCAGUUCAGGCGCCGGUGUUACGGGCAAACUGCAAUUGGCCACCAAUUUGGGCGGCGGCUUCGGAGCCGAGCUGCAAGCCACAAGCAGCAGCAGCAGCAACAGCAAUGCCAAUGCAAAGGAAGCGUCUGCCUCCAUGACUGGCAACAGCAAUGCAGGCAAAUUGGAGGGUUUGUCGGGCGCUGGUACGUCCGCAAACAGCGUGCCCAAUCCACUUGGACUCGGUGGCAUCAGCUCCAAUUUGAGCAGCAGCAGCAGCAAGACAGUUCCAUCAUCAUCGAUUGCCACAGCAACAUCCACAACAACGACCGGUCACAGUCAGCCGUCGACAGCAAGCAGCUCCUCGGCGUCCAAAAAGCGCAAGGUGGACGCUGCCAAAUCGAUCACCAGCAUCAACCUGGACGAUCACAACAGCUCAUUUCGGAAUAUUAUCAAGGAUGUGCACGUGACGCUGACGCCUCUGACGGACUUUGAGAAGGAAAUCGAGAAGAGCUCCAAGCGGCAACGCACACAGUCAUAUUUCCAUCCCACUCUCUGGCGAGAUAUUAGAUGAAAAUUGUUCCGCAUCUAAAGUUUCUCAAAUCAACUCAAAAACAAACCCAAAAAAAAAAAAAAAAAA
Messenger RNA from Drosophila virilis, 2644 nucleotides. The record is from RefSeq and is a predicted model, not a curated record. NCBI's taxonomy places the organism in Eukaryota, Metazoa, Arthropoda, Insecta, Diptera, Drosophilidae.